This is a messenger RNA of Lactuca virosa, 1221 nucleotides long. The record is from the annotation of a GenBank genome assembly. Lineage: Eukaryota; Viridiplantae; Streptophyta; Magnoliopsida; Asterales; Asteraceae.
AUGUUAUCGCCACCUCCAUUGCCGGAAAUUGUCCUCACAGCCUCUCCUGAAGGUCCGUUCACCGCCUACGAUCCAUACACUGGAAAUGUUGUCGGUCGCUUCAAUGACGACCGGUGUCCUCGUAACGGCAUCUGCAUUCUCGGAAACGACCUAUUCGCCGCCUCUCAUGUCUCGCCGGAGACUCGUGCAGGCUAUCUCCGCAUCUAUUACUGGUGGUCAACAUCUUGUACACAGAGUGUUCCUCUUCCAGAACCUGUAGCUCCGCUUGUUGCUUCCGUCGACGGAUCGUAUGUAUUUUCCGGCGGAAUUUCAGGUCAGAUCUAUUCGGUAUCGGUGCAUUCAGGAGAUGUAAUUAGGUCAUUUCCGGUUCAUGAGAAGCCUGUAUCUUGCCUUGCGAUCAAUUGUGAUGGAUCAUUGAUUCUCUCAGGAAGUGAUGAUGGAACAAUUGCUAUUCUUCCGGUUUUCCUGCUUCUAGAUGCUUCGUUUGAUACAGAAUCGAGAUAUUCCCGUUUCACUAGAUUCACCGGACAUGAGUCACCGGUGACGGGAUUAACCACCGGGGUGGGAAGAUCCGGUGGAUUUAUGAUCUCUAGUUCCUUGGACCGUACGUGUAAGGUGUGGAGCCUCGUGAACGGGAUCCAUCUACAAACGGUGAGAUUCCCCAACGAGGUGUGGUGCAUGGUGUUGGAUCCGUCGGAGACGGAGUUGUUCGCUGCGGGUGUAGAUGGAAUGAUAUACAAAAGAAGGCUUAAAGUAGAGACGAGAAAGAAGGUUGCAGAAAGUGGAAAGACGGUGGUGUGUGGCGGGAUGCACGGCGGAGGAGUGGUGGCGAUGGAAAUGCUGAGUUACGGGAGGAUUCUUUUAACGGUUUCUGAAAAUGGUGAACUUUGUCUCUGGGAGGUGGAGAGUGGUAAGAUGAUACGUGGAUUCGGUGAGAAGAUUGGAGGAGUUAGUGGAGUUGUGGUGGCGAAAGGUGGUGGUGGUUUUGGAAAGAGAUGGGUUGGAAGUGGGGAAUGCGGUGGUUAUGGCGGAGGGAAGGAGUUGGGUAAGGCGGUGAAGGAGGUGGCGGAAAUAGAGAAAGUGUUGAAAGGGGCUGUGGAAGACCGGAGCAGGGCGAUUAGUAAACUUGAGUCAGCAAUUGAGAUUAACGACAAGAUGUUGAAACUCAUGCUCCGGGAGGCCAAAGCAAUUGCCAAAUAUAACGACUCCAAUGAUAACUAG